Molecule: messenger RNA, 838 nt
Organism: Volvox carteri f. nagariensis
Lineage: Eukaryota; Viridiplantae; Chlorophyta; Chlorophyceae; Chlamydomonadales; Volvocaceae
Exons: 1
Coding region: 74-838 (254 amino acids)
Cellular component (GO): mitochondrial matrix
Source: RefSeq, a predicted model, not a curated record
CAGCGUGCUGCUUAGUAGUCCUGAAGCUGCCGUUUGUAAUAUUGCACAGAUCUUUCUUUCGCCAUUAGCAAAAAUGGCCUCCCGUCAGCGUCUCGCACGGGGCAUUUGCAGCUUAUUUGCACAGCGGGGUUCUGCAGCCUGCAAGGGCCCUCAGGCGGCUGGGCUCAUGAUCUCGACGGCGCAGCAGUCGGCGCAUCACAACCUCCAUCAAGCCGCACAGCUGCCGCUGCUGCGCUGCGCCGCCGCUGCCUUUUCACGCUCCCUCACCACCAGCGCUUCAUCUCUAAACAGUAGCCUCAGUAGCCUGCUCCGCGAGGAGCUCGAUUUCGAGAAGAAAAAUUACGUGCGCCCAGAGCAGGUCUCGGGCGGCCCUCCCGCGCCGUUCAAGCUCACCGAAGCCCCAGGCGACACGCUACUGACACUCUCUCGCACCUACAAGAACGAAGAAAUCUCCAUCGACCUUCACGUCAACAACCAGCCAUCACCGCCGUACGAGGAUGAGGAGGCCGACGAGGAAGGCAUAACAAUGGUUGCCUUUAACGUCUCGGUACUCAAAGAAGGCAAAGUCCUCCUUUUCGAAUGCGAGAGCGACGGCAGCUCGGUCAACAUCAACCACGUUUCCUUGGAACCUAAAGAAGGCCUUGCCUCCGAAUCCAUGUACUCUGGGCCCGUGUUUGAGGAGCUUGACGACAGCCUGCAGCGCAAUUUCUUCUCAUUUCUGGAGGAGCGCGGAAUCACCGCCGAGCUUGGCGAGUAUUUGCGUUUCCUAAUUUACGACAAGGAGCAACGGGAGUACCAGACGUGGCUGGGCGAGGUGGAGAAGUUUACAAGCAAGUAA